This is a messenger RNA of Psylliodes chrysocephalus, 2421 nucleotides long. The record is from the annotation of a GenBank genome assembly. Lineage: Eukaryota; Metazoa; Arthropoda; Insecta; Coleoptera; Chrysomelidae.
CGCAGUUUUUCUGUCAAACACCCAUCAUCCGUCAUAAGUUUGUGUGUGGUCGUGUUUGAUUAUUUCACAGAAAAAAGAAUCAUUGUUCGAAUAUUCACAGCUAAUAAAUCAUACUAUGUCACUGUGAAGCUUCCAAAUCGAACCUCCAAGCUAAAUUUUGAUGAAGUCAAACCCCAAGUGGCCAGCAAGUGCAAGGUGUCCCAGCAUUUGACACAUCACACACCCAAACCAUUGAGCAUUGGUUGUUUAAUUAGUAUUUCCUUAAUUGAUACAUUUUAUUCGUUAUCGGGUGCUAAGAUAACGAAAUGCAAGCUAUCAAAUGCGUGGUAGUUGGUGAUGGUGCCGUCGGUAAAACAUGUCUCCUGAUCAGUUACACAACAAACGCCUUUCCAGGCGAAUACAUCCCCACAGUUUUCGAUAACUAUUCCGCAAAUGUCAUGGUCGACGGCAAGCCCAUCAAUUUGGGCUUGUGGGAUACGGCGGGUCAAGAAGAUUACGACAGAUUACGACCUUUAUCCUAUCCACAAACGGACGUAUUUUUAAUAUGCUUCUCUCUUGUCAACCCGGCGUCCUUCGAGAACGUCAGAGCAAAGUGGUAUCCGGAAGUGAGGCACCACUGUCCCAAUACGCCCAUUAUUUUAGUCGGUACGAAGCUGGAUCUUCGAGAUGACCGUGUAACUAUUGAAAAAUUAAAGGACAAAAAACUCUCACCUAUCACAUAUCCACAGGGUUUGGCGAUGGCGAAAGAGAUCAGCGCCGUGAAAUAUCUCGAAUGUUCCGCGUUGACGCAAAAAGGAUUAAAGACAGUAUUUGAUGAAGCCAUACGGGCAGUACUGUGUCCCGUCAUGCAAGUAAAACCAAAACGUAGGUGUAACAUCUUGUAAUUGUAAAUUCAAAGCGCGCGCGUGCGACAGAGAGAGAGAGAGAGGAAACAAAAAAUAUUUGAAAAAAAAAAUGAAAUUAAAAAAUUGUUGUGUUUUUAGCGGCUGUCUCGCGUCCUUCCACUUCGAUGGGCGAGUUCGGAAAUUUUCAAGGAAAAAAACUGAAAAAAAUCCGAGUUUCUUAAAAUGUUCUUUAACGUGCAUCGAAGUUGGAACAGGACGAAAGAGGGAACUCCCUUUUAAUUUUGAACCAAUAUUCUUCAUGGAAAUAAAUCUUUUUACGUUCGCCUUGUAUUCUGUACUUACAAUUCAUAACCGCGUACAAAUUGGUUCAAAAUUAUCCGAUUUUAUAUAAAACUAAUCUUUUUGAGACCCCAAAAAUUUACAUUUGCUCCUUCCAGCAACCUAUGCGUCACUAAAAAAUUGAAAUUUCUGAUGAAAUUAUUUUUGGAUUUGACACAUUUCUUCACAUUUUAUGACAGUUAGUAUCGCUUGCCAAGUGUCAAGCUAAAAAGUGAUCCAUCUUUUUCUAUUUUGGCAUCUUUUCAAUUUUGUUAGAAUUUAUAUCUUUUAUGUUAAUUUAUUUUUUGUAGGACUAAAAAGGUUGGGGAUGGUCUUAAAAAGAUUGGUUGAUUCAUUAUGAAAAGCACAAAACAACAUAAAAACGUGCAUAAAUGUGAUUAUUGUUUUUUUGAAUGAUUUUUAAGUAUAUUGCAAUUUUGCGAAGUUGUUUAUAUUAUUUCUGCAUUUAUAUAUAAAUAUCUAAUGUUUAGGUGGAUAUAUCGACGUCAAUAAUACACACAAUGUGAACGUGCGGGUUAUGUCGCCGCGUUUGAUUGUUAAAUGACAUUGACGUUUUGUCACUGUCAUUUAAUGUCACGUUUGUUUAUAAUCGACGACCGUAACUCGCGCUGUCCUUAAGAUUGUUACUUGCCUGGCUAAAAUUAAUGUACUACUACAUAGGUGAAAAAUAAUGUGUUCAGUAAUUAAUAAACAAAGCCUACAGGUGUUUGUAUAUGGACAACAUAGACCGCCAAUAAAAAGAUAAGAGUAAAAAAAAUAUUAUAUUAGGGUCUACCCCCACAUUUUUUAUUUUGAAUUUAUGAAUUAAUUGUUAUCGAAAUUAUUUAAUUUGUUUUACUGGAAAUGGAGAAUUUCAAUGGACUUCUUUUUAAUAAAAUUAUGUAUUUAUCAAUUUUUAAUUAGGUGGUAGAUUAGUUAAAAACGUUGCCAAAACUUCAGUAUUUGACAUUUAGCAUGUAUACCAACAUAUAAAAGACAAAUUUCACCGUUUGACGGACGUAUUUAGAAAAUAAAUUGACGGAUAACAGUUAAUGUUGUUUGGUUGGUAACCCUGGUAGGUGACUGGUGCCCGAGUUGAAGUUCUCCGUUUCCUCGUAGCCAAAACUAUUUUAAAAUUGUAAGAUUAUAAAAUUAUGUUAUGUUCUUUAGUGGUGAAUUUGGAUUCUACAGAAGAAGUAUUUUUUAUAGAACACUGUGAAAUAUGUUAAAUUUUAAUUAAUAAUAACAUUAUUAAUUG